Tinamus guttatus (white-throated tinamou) is the source of this 1065-nucleotide messenger RNA. The record is from RefSeq and is a predicted model, not a curated record. Lineage: Eukaryota; Metazoa; Chordata; Aves; Tinamiformes; Tinamidae.
CUUGAAGCUAAUCCUGGUCUCAAAGUGCAGAUUACUCAGAAAGGGCUGGACUAUGGCAAGACAAUUGGGAUGGAACUCCUGAAGGAAGCAAUACUGAAAGAGACCUUCCCAAGCUGGAGUGGGCAGGAGAGCUUUGCAUUUGUUAAAGUCAACUACAGAAUUUCAAGAAGAGGCCAAGGAGGAAUUACUGUGUCCCUUUCAGGACUGUUUAUGGCAGUUGUUUUUGAAGUGUCGCGGGACAGCACAGGACACUUGUCUGUAUUGCUGCACAAUUGUCAGUUGAUCAUUAAUAGUGUAAAAGUCCGGUUAAAUGGAGGAUCUAGCUGGGUCUAUAACUUCCUGUCUGGUUAUCUGGAGAAGGCCAUUCACACCAAAUUGGGUAAAAAUCUGUGCCUAGAUAUCAAAUACAAAAUACAAAUGUUGGAUGCCUAUCUUAGAAAGCUUAAGGUCUUAAGCCAGAUUGAUGCCUUUGCACAAAUAGACUAUUCCCUAGUUAGUUCUCCAGCAGUCUUCAAAUCACACCUUAACCUGGACUUAAAGGGUGAUUCCAUGCUUUACCUGGGAGUCUCCAAUUAUUUUCUUAAAUCUGCUUCACUGGCCUACUACAGAGCAGGGGUCUUCAACAUCACCAUCUCCCGAGAGCUUGCAACUGCUUUUAACCUAACCACAGCCCUAUUCAAAAAAUUUCUUCCUCAGAUUGCUAGGUACUACGUAGCAGCACAUCCAGUGCUACUGAAGCUGAUGGCUACAUCACCCCCCGAAGUCAGUUUGCAGGCAGAUGGAUGCAGCCUGCAGAUCACUGGCCUUGUGGAAGUAUUUGCUGUUCUGCCAAAUUCAGCCAUGCAGUACAUCUUUACAGGGCAUAUAGCUCCAGUUGUCCCUGGUGCACUCCCUUGCCAGGUAUUCCGGGAUAAACUAGGAAAAGGAUUUCCUCUUCCUAAGUUGGCCCACACUAUCCUCGUCAGACCUGUAAUAAAAAUGAAUCAGGGUCAUCUGGUGAUUUCCACUGAUGUUCACUACAAACAAAAGGCAGGGGAAGAUGGGGACCUUCACAGUCGCUCUUAG